AUGCUCGGAAGCAAGCCCAACAAGACUCCAAUUGUGCUCAGAGACAAGAAGAGAAUGUUUGAAGGAAGUCCAGUGAACAAAGAGAGGUAUCAACAACUAAUAGGAAAGCUCAUCUACCUCUCACACACUAGAUCUGACAUUGCCUUUGCAGUAAGUCUGGUAAAUCAAUAUAUGCAUGAUCCAUGUCAAGGACACGUCAAUGCAGUAUAUAGAAUUCUGAGGUAUCUCAAGCAAAAACCCGGGAAAAAGCCUUUUCUUCAGAAGAAAAAAAAAACUGAAAUAAAAGUUGAAGUAUUCACAGAUGCAGACUGGGCGGGUUCAAUUGAUGAUAGAAAGUCUACAACUGGAUAUCGUACAAUUGUAUGGGGCAAUGUGGUAACAUGGCAGAGUAAAAAGCAAACAGUGGUUGCUAGAAGCAGUGUAGAAGCAUAG
Messenger RNA from Humulus lupulus (European hop), 432 nucleotides. RefSeq lists its product as uncharacterized. Lineage: Eukaryota; Viridiplantae; Streptophyta; Magnoliopsida; Rosales; Cannabaceae. The record is from RefSeq and is a predicted model, not a curated record. The transcript has a single exon. Bases 1 to 432 code for a protein of 143 amino acids.